Messenger RNA from Bactrocera tryoni, 646 nucleotides. Its product is annotated as protein ALP1-like. The record is from RefSeq and is a predicted model, not a curated record. Lineage: Eukaryota; Metazoa; Arthropoda; Insecta; Diptera; Tephritidae. The transcript is spliced from 2 exons. The coding region runs from base 83 to 646 and encodes 187 amino acids.
AAUAAACACAUACAUAAAUACUUCGUAGGAAUUAAAGAGCGGCUUGGAACCUUUUUGGUUAUCGUCACGCGGGGAAUAUUCAAUGGAUCAGGCUUUGCAUAUUACCUUGUGGAAGCUGAGUAAUAGUAGAGUUACUUAUCGUGAACUAUCAGAUAAGUUUGAUGUUUCAAAAGGGACUGCCCACAAAAUUUUUCUUAAAACGAUUAAUGCAAUUUGCAAGUUAAAAAAUGAAAUAUGUUGGCCAUCAAUUUCCCAGCAGCAAACAGUAAUGGAGCGUUUCCAAGCGAGCCGGCCGAAUGCAUUUCCUUUCGUAGUUGGCUGUUUGGAUGGGACACAUUUUAAAAUAAACACACCGAAGAAGGAUGCAAUUAGCUACUAUGACCGAAAGGGGAACUAUUCCAUUAUUAUGCAGGGCAUAUGCGACAGCACAUUUCGUUUCUUGGAUGUUUUCAUCGGAUACCCAGGGAGCUGCCAUGACGCCAACGUAUGGAAAAAUAGUCCGAUAUACAAAGGAAUUACGUCUGGAGAGAUACAACUUGCAAAAGAUGCUAUAAUUUUAGCUGACUCAGCUUAUCCUCUUACGAAAUAUUUGAUCGCGCCUUAUAGAGAUAAUGAGACAUCUGUUGAGAGAGGAGAAACAAUUUAG